This is a messenger RNA of Colletotrichum phormii, 658 nucleotides long. RefSeq lists its product as uncharacterized. Bases 1 to 567 code for a protein of 188 amino acids. The transcript has a single exon. Lineage: Eukaryota; Fungi; Ascomycota; Sordariomycetes; Glomerellales; Glomerellaceae. The record is from RefSeq and is a predicted model, not a curated record.
AUGUGUCAAAAGGUCGAGAUCCUCAUCGUCUGCUGCGAGCAGCACUGCUCCAACGUCUACAGCAACGGCCUCCGAAAGCCUCAGAUGCGUCUCAUCCCCCACCCGGAAACAGCCUUCGUCCUCUGCGGUGCGGCCCUCGACCUAAACUACAUCAGCGACCGCUUUUUCAUGGACCUCCCCGUCUGUUCCACCGUCCCCAGAAACUGCCCUGACCUGCUCGAGAACUACAAAUUCCAGCUCGUCCUCUCGCAGGUCGCUUCGAAGCACAUCAUGGAGCUGGAGACCAACUCGCGCGUCCAGUGCAACAGCUGCUCUGGCACGGGAAAGCCUCAGUUCGUUUCAAAGACUGGCAAGAAGUCGACUAUACAGUCGAUUGCUCCUUCUGGAAAGGCGCAUGUUGAGGCUUUGUGGACGUGCUGUGCUGAGGGCAAGUGUAGGCCUGGACAGGAGUGCCAGUGUCGGGCUGCUACUCUGCUUUGUCGUGACUCUGAUUGGGCUAAGGAAGGUGAAAGCUGCAUCAUGCGAGGCGAUGGCGAUUUUGAUCUCGAUGUUGAAAAGAUUGCUUAGAGGUUGGCCGGUCUCGUGCUAAGGUACUUUAGGAAAGGUGAGGCGUUCAUAGACUCAUGAUAAAUCGGGUUGCGAUAAAAGAGUGAUUAGU